CGACAACACGUGAAAUAGAGUUUCCAACCCUCGAUUUAAAUUUGGAAUAUGAGAGGAUUGCUGCUUUCGGAUGGACGGAUGCCAUAGAAAGAUCACAAAAUGAUAGGUACACACCUCAUCUCAAGAAUAUACUCAAACUUGACACAUUUCGAACACUCGGGCUCUAUGAUCCAACCGGUGAUGAUAGUUUUCUUAGUACAAAUACUGAUAUCUUACCAAUAAGACUUACCGGAACAACAGACUUGGUUAUAGUGGACAGGCAUUCUAUUGCUUCUCAAGCCCAAGAGAAACAUAUCCGAUUCCUCUUUGAGUUAAAGAAGGUUGUCAAGAGGAUACAUACAUUUCAAGCCAUGGCAGAACUAAUUUCCACCGAUUUAAAAUCAAAGUAUCCAGUCUUGGCUGUAUUAACAGAUCUGAUGGACGAUUGGCGUUUUUUUUGGAUUCAAGGAAAAAUUAUCAUGAGGCUUACUCUUUCUAGAGAAGAAUCUGUGGCGUUGAUACGACGCAAUCGAGAAGACAGAAACUCAGACAUGUUGUUGCAACUUCUAACGUAAGUUCUGAUAUAGCUCCGAUGGAAGAUUUUUUUGAUACUCUGCAAUCUGACGAUGAAAAGAAUAUAUUAGAUUAGUUAUAAUGAUUACAAUUAUUAUGUGCUGGUUAUAAAACAAGAAAAACAUAAGAAAUUGAUACGGGUAUUAAUGUCGUUAGGAUCGGAGAUUAGGAUACAAAUAUUUCGUAUUUUGUUUCGUCAAAAAU
Rhizophagus irregularis DAOM 181602=DAOM 197198 is the source of this 756-nucleotide messenger RNA. Lineage: Eukaryota; Fungi; Glomeromycota; Glomeromycetes; Glomerales; Glomeraceae. The record is from RefSeq and is a predicted model, not a curated record.